Molecule: messenger RNA, 2352 nt
Organism: Nerophis lumbriciformis (worm pipefish)
Lineage: Eukaryota; Metazoa; Chordata; Actinopteri; Syngnathiformes; Syngnathidae
Source: RefSeq, a predicted model, not a curated record
AUGAUUUGUCUUAACCCCUCAAGUGGAGAGGAGAUCAUUCCCAAUCUCUACAAAUCUAUGCCAGUGUGGACCUACUGGGAUCUGAGGCUGAAUCCAUGCAUGGGGGUUUAUGCUCCUAGCGGGUCUAUCUGGGCUCUGCAGACCCCAUCAGCUGUGGCUAAAGAGGGGAGACAAACACGUCCAUACCCCAUAUCCCUAUAUCCCAAUCCCUACCCCUUUAACCCAGUCCCUACCCCUAUACUCCAGUCCCUACCCCUAUACCCAGUCCCUAACCCCAGUCCCUACCCCUAUACCCCAGUCACUAUCCCUUUACCCCAGUCCCCACCCCUAUACCCUAGUCCCUAUCCCUAUACCCUAGUCCCUACACCUAUACCCCAGUCCCUACCCCUAUACCCAGUCCCUAUCCCUAUACCCCAGUCCCUACCCUUAUACCCCAUUCCCUUCCCCCUAUACCCUAGUCUCUACCCUAUACCCCAGUCCCUAACCUUAUAUCCCAGUCCCUACCCCUAUAACCUAGUCCCUACCCCUAUAACCCAGUCCCUACCCCUAUACCCCAGUCCCUACAUCUAUACCCCAGUCCCUACCCCUAUACCCCAGUCCCUACAUCUAUACCCCAGUCCCAACCCCUAUACCCUAUCCCUACCCAUAUACCCUAGUCCCUACCCCAAUACCCUAGUCCAUACCCCUAUACCCCAGUCCCUACAUCUAUACCCCAGUCCCUACCCCUAUACCCCAGUCCCUACAUCUAUACCCCAGUCCCUACCCCUAUACCCCAGUCCCUACCCCUAUACCCUAGUCCCUACCUCUAUACCCCAGUCCCUACCCCUAUACCCCAGUCCCUACAUCUAUACCCCAGUCCCUACCCCUAUACCCCAGUCCCUACAUCUAUACCCCAGUCCCUACCCCUAUACCCCAGUCCCUACAUCUAUACCACAGUCCCUACCCCUAUACCCUAGUCCAUAUCCCUAUACCCUAGUCCCUACCCUUAUACACCAGUCCCUACCCCUAUACCCUAGUCCCUACCCCUAUACCCUAGUCCCUACCCUUAUACCCCAGUCCCUACCCCUUUACCCCUGUCCCUACAUCUAUACCCCAGUCCCUACAUCUAUACCCUAUCCCUACCCUUAUGCCCCAGUCCCUACACCUAUACCCCAGUCCCUACAUCUAUACCCCAGUCCCUGCCCCUAUACCCUAGUCCCUAUCCUUAUACCCCAGUCCCUACAUCUAUACCCCAGUCCCUACUCCUAUACCCCAGUCCCUACAUCUAUACCCCAGUCCCUACCCCUAUACCCCAGUCCCUACCCCUAUACCCUAGUCCCUACCUCUAUACCCCAGUCCCUACCCCUAUACCCCAGUCCCUACAUCUAUACCCCAGUCCCUACCCCUAUACCCCAGUCCCUACAUCUAUACCCCAGUCCCUACCCCUAUACCCCAGUCCCUACAUCUAUACCACAGUCCCUACCCCUAUACCCUAGUCCAUAUCCCUAUACCCUAGUCCCUACCCUUAUACACCAGUCCCUACCCCUAUACCCUAGUCCCUACCCCUAUACCCUAGUCCCUACCCUUAUACCCCAGUCCCUACCCCUUUACCCCUGUCCCUACAUCUAUACCCCAUCCCUACCCUUAUGCCCCAGUCCCUACACCUAUACCCCAGUCCCUACAUCUAUACCCCAGUCCCUGCCCCUAUACCCUAGUCCCUAUCCUUAUACCCCAGUCCCUACAUCUAUACCCCAGUCCCUACUCCUAUACCCCAGUCCCUACAUCUAUACCCCAGUCCCUAUCCCUAUACCCCAGUCCCUACAUCUAUACCCCAGUCCCUACCCCUAUACCCCAGUCCCUACAUCUAUACCCCAGUCCCUACCCCUAUACCCCAGUCCCUAUUCCUAUACCCUAGUCCCUACCCUUACACCCCAGUCCCUACCCCUAUACCCUAGUCCCUACCCCUUUACCCUAGUCCCUACCCUUAUACUCCAGUCCCCAUUGUCUCCACUUCAUCAAUGCGCCUCUCUUCAUCAGCAAUGGCUGCCCUGCAAGCAGCGCUCAUGCAGAGACCAAAAUAAGAAGUUCCUGCGUGGUUCCGUCAUCCGGGCGGCCAGACUGAUGAGUCAGCGGGCUGAUGACGGCGUGCGGGAUGAGUCAUCACUCUGCCCAGCGAGACCAGGCAUGAGGAACCUUUCUGUGACUUCCUGGCGCGGCGGACCUUUGAAGCGACAUCACACGUGCUGCGACUCGGUGGAACAAGAGAGAGCUGAUCCUGUCUGCUUCUGCAACGCCAACGCCAGUCGUGGCCAGGCGGCAAAACAUGGCGUGGAAAGUAGACGUAAUCCCUCAGCAGCUGGCAGCAUGCAUUAA